Messenger RNA from Mya arenaria, 1640 nucleotides. RefSeq lists its product as uncharacterized. The coding region runs from base 116 to 1510 and encodes 464 amino acids. NCBI's taxonomy places the organism in Eukaryota, Metazoa, Mollusca, Bivalvia, Myida, Myidae. The transcript has 5 exons. The record is from RefSeq and is a predicted model, not a curated record.
CACAGCUUCAAGCGGAUCUCGUUGUUUUCACUUUUCGAAGUAUCAGUAUAUAAACAGGGACCAAGCCACACCGAUCUGAUCUAAUACAUAUAUUAAAAAAAAUAAACCCAAGAACAUGUGGACGCAUAGCAGGGGAGUAUGUGCUUGGCUUGUGUUUGUAACUGUUGUCUGUCUCGGGAAGGGGACAAAUGGCUGGGCAAGCUUUAAACAUCUCUCACGCGAGAAAAGGGCAUUUUUGGAAACUAUUGCAGUUAAACAGGGUCUUCAUGUUGUGAGUCACAUAAAAGAGAUGCGGACAUUGUCUCGCGUAAAGCGGCAAUCAGAUUCUUGUAGCAGCGGAGGUCGGGGCGGCGGCGGGGGAGGGGGAAACAUGGCUGGAGGAAGUAGUUUUGGCGGAUCUCGAGCAGGAGGUGGUGGCAUUAGAAGUGGGGGCGGCGGCGGCGGCGGCGGCGAUAUUACCGUGUUUGAUACUGUCGUUGUUACGGCCAGACGUCCUCCCAGUCCACCGUUGUUUUCUGAUUUUCGCUUCCCAAUCUCUCCUGGUGGCGGCAGUGGCGGACGAGCCCCUGCGCCUCUCCCACCACCACCACCAACAACACCAACGCCCACCCCGGCCACACCCGUGCCUGAACCAAAAGAGGACAAGGAUGCCAAGAAAAUGACGUACGCACAGUUUAUGUAUCAGCUAGAGAAACUAGAGGCCCUUCUGCCGGAUCUUCCGCCCGACCAGAUGGCCCACAAGCUAAGAAUGCUGGUCGGCCGCUACGACAGCUCUUUGUGGAAAAUGAUGUUGAAUGUGAACAACCCGAUUCCGUUGGCAGGGCGGGACGUGGAGGGAUUCACGAUGACGCCGGCGCAGAAGGGGACGUUUGACCAGCUCCGCGAAAUGAUGGACCACAGGUUCAAGGGCGGCGCCGAGCUCGGGGUCAUCAAGGUCAAUGGCGAGACCGUCGCACUAGGACACGUUAUAACAGGGGCCACAGCUGGCUAUGACAACCAGAAGUUUAUGGGGAUGGACAACUUAUUCGCUACGACACUUUCCGGGGAUCUGGGUCAGUCGGGGCUGAGAAACAGCAGAGACCCAACCUCCCCACUCAUAGGCCCCGCGGGCACCUGGAAGAACGGGAAGUACGAGUUGUCAGGGAAAGGUGGCAUGGCAACGCGCGCGGAGAUCCUCGGUGAUAUCGAUGGCUUCAACAUCGGCAAGCGUAUCAUGGCGGAUAGCACAAAACCGCUGAGUCAGCAUAUCCGUGAAUAUUACUCGGGGGAGAGCCGUCGUCGCUUUGAUAUAUUCACGGGACACACCAUCAAGGCCAACCUGAAGGCGGAAGUGUACAAGUUCGCUAAUCUCUAUGACUACAAGGAGGCGGGGAUGCUGGCAUCAGCAUUGCGCAACUCCAGUCCUGAACUUGCCGUGCGGCGAGCAAAUGAGAUAGAAAGCGUAGCUACAUCAGCCGUCAACUCGUUUUGUACGGCCUUCUCAUCUAAACUGGGAAGCUGGUGUAAAUAGAGGUCCCUUCUCUGAAAUAUACUGUAGUCAAAUAAAGGAAAUAAAAAGACAUUCAGUAAAUAUACAAUUUGUUUAUUUUUGCCAUUGUUGAACAAGCAGGAGUGUUGUUAUACAGUGAUCUUUUCUAGUU